AUGGGUAUCAGUAAGGUACAGAAUCUAGAAGUGGAUGUCAGUAAGAUACAGAAUCUAGAGGUGGCUGUCAGUAAGAUACAGAAUCUAGAAGUGGAUGACAGUAAGGUACAGAAUCUAGAGGUAGAAGUCAGUAAGGUACACAAUCUAGAGGUGGAUGUCAGUAAGGUACACAAUCUAGAGGUGGAUGUCAGUAAAGUACAGAAUCUAGAGGUGGAUGUCAGUAAGGUACAGAAUCUAGAGGUGGAUGUCAAUAAGAUACGGAAUCUAGAAGUGGAUGUCAGUAAGGUACAUAAUCUAGAGGCGGAUGUCAGUAAGAUACAGAAUCUAGAGGUGGCUGUCAGUAAGAUACCGAAUCUAGAGGUGGAUAUCAGUAAGGUACAGAAUAUAGAGGUGGAUGUCAGUAAGGUACAGAAUCUAGAGGUGGGUGUCAGUAAGGUACAAAAUCUAGAGGUGGAAGUCAGUAAGGUACAAAAUCUAGAGAUCGAUGUCAGUAAGGUACAGAACCUAGUGAUAGAUGUCAGUACGGAACAGAAUAUUGAAGUGAAUAUCAGUAAAGUACAGAACUUAGUGGUAACUGUCAGUAAGGUACAGAACCUGGUGAUGGCUGUCAGUAAAGUACAGAACUUAGUGGUGGCUGUUAAUAAGGUACAGAACCUAGUGGUGGCUGACAGUAAGGUACAGAACCUAGUGGUGGAUGUCAGUAAAAUACAGAACCUAGUGGUGGAUGUUAGUAAGGUACAGAACCUAGUGGUGGAUGUUAGUAAGGUACAGAACCUAGUGGUGGCUGACAGUAAGGUACAGAACCUAGUGGUGGCUGACAGUAAGGUACAGAACCUAGUGAUGGCUGACAGUAAGGUACAGAACCUAGUGGUGGCUGACAGUAAGGUACAGAACCUAGUGGUGGCUGACAGUAAGGUACAGAACCUAGUGGUGGCUGACAGUAAGGUACAGAACUUAAUGAUGGCUGACAGUAAGGUACAGAACCUAGUGGUGGAUGUAGGUAUUGUUAAUAAGGACUUCUAA
This is a messenger RNA of Gigantopelta aegis, 1023 nucleotides long. RefSeq lists its product as uncharacterized. The record is from RefSeq and is a predicted model, not a curated record. Bases 1 to 1023 code for a protein of 340 amino acids. Lineage: Eukaryota; Metazoa; Mollusca; Gastropoda; Neomphalida; Peltospiridae. The transcript has a single exon.